GUAGAAUGGAAUGGAAUAGGAUGGGACAGGAUAGGAUAGGAUGAAAUUGAAUUGAGUGGAAUUUUGAAUGGAAGGGAAGAGAAGGGAAUGAGGAGAAGAAAAGGGAAGAGAAAGAAGAAGAGAGGAGAGGGAAGGAGAGGAGAAAUUCAGUUGGAAGGGACCAUCAAAGAUCAUCUAGCCCAACUGUCUGACCUGUAAAUUGUGCCUUAACAGAGAUCUUUACUCACCAAAGAGCCCUUGGGCUGUGGGAUUCCCUUCCUGGGGAUGCAGAUGCAAAUACCUGGGAGCACUGCUGGAUUUCACAGUUUCCUACCUCAGCCAAAGCAGGAGAGCAUGUUGGGAUGUACAUUAAUGCUGGUGCUGCAUCUGCUGCUCGGUGUUUCAUGUGAGGACGUGCCAGCUGUGGAUAUGGUGGCGCAUGGGACAGUGGCAGGGGGACGGGUUGGGGCACAGGCAGGCAAUGGGAACGUGCUGCAGAGCUUUCCCUUUAUGUCCCUAAUCCCUUCCUGGUGACCUGCCAGCGCACGGGGAGAGGCAGACAGGAGGAUUACGGCCGUGGCCAGCCACGGAGCUGGUGGGUGCAGGUCCCUGGGCUGCUAUUCCCCCAGCAGUGGGGUGGGCUGGGAGCCGGCGCUGGCGGGGCAGAGCAUCCCAGGGGGACCCUCGUCCCCGUCCCCCUCCCCAUCCCCGCAGCGACGGACGGAGUCGGGACGGGGCAGCCGCGGGACGCUUUGCAUGGUGCUGCCGGGGAGCUGCGUGGAAGCCUGCGGGGCGUGCGGGAUGGUUCACGUCCAGGUGAGCCCCCAAAAUCAAAAAGCUGUGGGGACCGGAGGGGACGUGGAGCGGAACGCGACCGUUAGAGGGCGGCGUUACCGCAGCGUGAUGCUGGGCGGUGAGUCCGCCUUGCCGUCUGUCUGUCUGUGCCAGCGCCGUGACGCACGGGGACGCGAGUGGCAGCGCUCAGCCCCGCUCGCCCCAUUUCGGACCCACACCGCACCCCACAGGCGGGCUCUGUGCCCGCUGCCCUCGCUGCAAGUGACAGCACCAGCUGCCAUCGCUGCGGCCCCGCUCCGGAUGCUUCUUCCAUGAGACAGCAGUGGGACGGAGGCAGUUGGGGCUCGUACAUGUCAGCCUUGGGAUGGUUACUGAAGGGAGACGAGCCUCGCUUAUUUAUAGGCUUCCAGCCCUGAUGCCGUGCCCGCUGCUCCCCUCCCCGCAUCCUGGAGGUGUUUCCCCAGCCUUGUGGGGGUGGUCAGUCGUUGUAGCUCAAUCCCUGGUGUCCCCAAAGGCACCGAAUGCAGAGCAGGGCUCGCCCCUGCUCAAUAUAGCUGUCGCAGUGGCUGUAUCUGGAGAUUCUGAGCGUGCACCCCACGGCCAUCACUGGGCUGGGGACAAGGGGAGGUGUUGGGGGUCUCAGGGCAGCCCCAGCAUAGCAGCAUGGCUCAGCCUUCGCCCCGUGGGCACUCAGGCAAAGUUCAGCGCCCAUUCCUGGCUGACCCGGCACUGCUGGCAUCCACCCGCAUUGGGUUUCAGGGAGGGGAGGGGAUGGGUUUUGUGCCUCUUACGGCUCUGGUUACUCAGAACUUGUGUCAGUCGACAACUGGGACGGACAGAGGGACGCAGGGAGAGCACAGCCCGAGCUCAGCUUCAGCAGAAGAUGCCCUGGUGCCAGGAGCUUGCUGGUAGGAAGGUUUUGCUCCACAGUGCUGAUUGAGUAUCCUUCCUGCUGCAGGAGGGGACACGGUGGCACUGGGUGUCCUGGGCAAGGGGGGGGCUGCUGAGGGUUUGGGAUCCCCAUCGGUGCUUUGAGGAGCAAGGGAGAGCAGUUCUAAAAGCACAGAUACACCGGAUUGCUAUUUAAUUAAUUCAGGAGAAGAUGAUCAGGCUCUCGUACUGAUUCACCCCCUAGCAGAAAACAUCGUGUUCCUCACUCAGCCUUCUCUGACAUAUGGCUGUUGUUUCCAGCCCACCCCCAGCUCCUGCUCACUGACAAGCAGCCAUGCUGAGCACAUGCUGCGUGGGGUCCGGCUGUCACGGGGACCCCCCAGGGCAGCGGGGGGGUGGGAGAGGGUUGGGAGCAGAACGGGGUUCCUGGGGGCUGAGUCAGGGUGAGCAAAGCAUGGUCCUGCCCUGGGACUCCUGACCCUGCUGCCUCCACCUCUUCCAUCUGCCAGCAGCACCGAAACCCCGCAGUACAGGCAGCUUUAGCACUGCCUGACCCAGCAGGGGAAGUGGCAGCACCAUUCUCAAAGCUCCCGGCGUUCCUCCCUCCCAUAAGCUAAUUUUCCCCUAAAUUCUCCAAGCAUAGACAUGGCCCUAAAUAACUGCAGCUGCAGGAGAUGGUCACUGAAUUGUCCUGGCCAUGUGUUCCUCACCUGUGAUUGAUGUCCAGGGCUGCUGUGACGUGUGCCCAGGGACUGCAGGACUGCCCUAUUGGGACCUACUGUGGUGGCACUGCAUGGGGAACACAGAGAUGCUCAGAGCAGGGUGAGGACACAUCCCCAUGACCCCAAGGACCCAUCUCUGUGCAGGGCAGGAGCACAACCCCAUUGCCAGCACUGUGGGGUAGCAGCCCAGACUGGGGACGUUUCCACGUGGCUCCUUUGCUGUUCCCUGCACCCCGUUCCCAGGCUGUUGCCUCUCCCCCAGGCUCCCUCCCCUCUCACCAGCCUGUGCCGCCUGUUCUUGGCUGCUUCUCAGCCUCGCAGUGCCUCUGCUGCAAACCCCACUGCGCCUUUCUCUGCCCCUUGGACUCCUUAACUGCAGCCAUGGCAGAGGGAGAGGAUCCGACGCUUGGCAGGAGUGAGCAGGGCAUCCUCAUGCAAGAUCCACACCCUCCUGACUCCUGUCCUGGGAAGAGGAUAUUGCUCUUAAAUUCUCUCCUGGGUGUCUUUGUAAGUACCUCCAUCUGCUCCUCUAAGCAAGGACCUCGGGGUGUGAAGAGUGCAGGGUGGUACCCAGUGCAUGGGGAUGCCCAUGGGGUUUUAUCUGACUCGUGAGGUUGAGGGUUCAGCUCUGGGCUCCAAAUACAAUGGGGACAGCAAGAAUUAGGAACAGUUAAGUUUGCAAAUCUCCUGAUAACACCUUUGUGUUGCUUUGCCAGCUGGCCUGCCCCUUAUUUUAGGUGCUCGGAUGGGGAUUUUGUGGGCAGUCAGGGUUGGAUUCUGCAUUGCUCAGCACUGCAGUGUGCUGUGAUUUUAUGGCAAUUCAGGGAUUUCCUUUGCAGGGAAGCUGGGUUUUAUUUUAUUCUUAAAUUUGCCUUUUACAGGCAGGCCUGCAAAACGUAGCUUCCACUUUUUAAACAGAACUGGUGCUAAGGAUGAAGGGGAGUCCACCGCUGGUAUCUUGGGUGAUUUCCUUGCAAAAUUCCUUUGCUUCUGGCAUGGGGAGAGCUGGGCUGCUCUGGUUUUGUCUCUGCAGAGAGCAGUGCUGCUUUCUGUUCCUGGGGGUUUUAACUUACGGGGGAAUUGGUGCUUUUUGGAGGGCUCUCUGCCCUUCUGUGUGAACUGGGUUGGAAUCUGCUGCUGCUGUGCAGGGUGUGUGGAAGGGGCUUGCUCAUGCAGGCUCACAGCAUGAUGAGGGCAGGAGAGGUUUGCCAACAGAAUCUGGAGAAGGCAGACCUGAGAAAUGUGGGGACUGUUGGUGUAGGAAGCACCCAUUGGGGUUUAUGGCACACAGGGUCCCUGCAGAGCCAUGCAGGCUGUGUGUGGGGAUUGAGCAGUUCCCUCCAGCACUGCUCCCAGCCCCAGAGCUGUUGGGAUGAGUUCAGCCCAUCUGCUCCUUGUCCUCCAGCACCAUUUCAUCCAACUGCCUGCCAACUUGGCUGGAGAUGCCCUGGACAUUGUGCCAUUCACCGUGAGCAGGACCCUCAUCCUGCUUCUACCCUUGGUGUUUAAUUAGAGGUGUUGAACUGCGCUUUGGCAGCUGCACAUCACAGAUCUGCUCAUGCCAGGCUGCUCCAAUUCCUGGUGCACUGCGAUAUACGGUGCUGGUGCAGGGGGAUGCACUGGGUCCAGCAGCACUGGAAAUGCAUCCGUGUCUCAGAGCAGCUGCUGCCUCCAUGUCCUGUCCCCCUGCUUGCUCCAUCUGCAGCCGUCCUUAUCAUUGCCCUGUCAGAACCCGUGUCUGCACCCAGAGCAGCUCCGAGCUGGUGGAGGGAGGGCAUGGACAGAUGUGGGGACAGCCUGAGAGGUGAUGGGAGGUGAUGCCAAGCAGUGCUCAGGGCAGUCUGCGUGUCUCAGCUGUGGGAACAGCACAGCCCUGGCCAUUAAGCAUGUAUCUAGGUCAGAUCAGCUCACUGCUCCGGCCUGUACAAUUAAAUGUGUGGCAGAAGAGACUUCCUAAGCUGUUGUCUUUAUGUCUUUUCUGAAAAAAAAGAAGCAAACCAAAGAGCUGCAGCCCAACCUCUGCCGUUCAGCCUACCAUCCAUGUUUAUGCUCAGCCAGCACAGGGCAGAGCCCAGCAUUGGGAGCAGCUUAUCCGAGCUGCAGGUCAGUUUCCUUGCCCAGAACCUUGGCUUUGACUCCAGCAAAAUGCAGGGACUGGUGACUCCAGGCUGCCACCAGCUGCUGCAGUACCCGAGCUUGCAGCCUCUCCGCUCGCUUUGCAGCCAUGACAUUUAAUAGCUUUUUAAUUGCACAUGAGGGAAUCACAGUUAAGAGACAAAGCGAAGUAUCAAAUACCUGGAGCUGGCACGUAGGCGGCUCGGCUGCUCCGUGCCAUGGCAGAGGCUGCAGCACUCACAGCAAGUUCCCCAUCUCUCUGUAUUGCACAGAAUGGGGCUAACACAGAUGGCUGCUCCCUGGCUUUUGCCUCGUGUGUCCUUUUGGAGGUGGAUUUUGGCACCUCUGGGGCGGGUGGCUGGCUCUCCAUGCAGCCCUCAGGUGUUGCACUGAGGUCUGUGGUUGCACCACAUCACUGUACUGUGGCUGCUUCUUUGCAUGCCCCCAGCACAGACGUUGCUUCCCUGCUGCCAGAACCUCAGCAAUAGGUAACGAGCAGAGCUCCCCAUCAUCAGUGUGACACUGGGGGCGUGAGGUCCCCUGUGUGCUUGCUGCAAGCUUUCUUCCUGGCGUGCUAAAAGCUCUGAGGCUCACAAGCGUAUAUUUAUCCCGAAAUGUGGUCGUUUAAUUUUACUUUCAACCAUUUGCCACCCUAAGGAGCAAGCUGCACUCCUGCACUGCCGUGCACAGCGAGCCCUGAGCACACUGUGAAAGCAGGGAGGGAUCCCAGCAGAGCACAGUGGGAACACAGAGCUGUGGGUGCUGAGCACGCAGAGGUGUCAUUACCACCAUUCCCAUGAGUAACACCCCCACAGAGAUCUCCACAGUGCAGUGAGGAUCAAAGCAUCCCAACUGUGAGCAGAGCUGCUGCCGGGCUGCCGAGCGCUCAAUGGCUUGGCUGGGAUUUUCCCAUGCAUAGUUUCCCACCCAGAAUUCUACUUUGUGCCUUCGCUUGGCUUUUCCCAAGCUCAGCAUCCUGGUGUGUGACAGCGUGGGUGCUCAGUGCCCGUCACAACACCCCGCAGUGGGGCACGGGCAACGUUGCAGGGCUGGAGGCGGCGUGCGUAUCCCGCUGGAGGGAUGAGGGCUGUUUCUGCAUUACAGCCCUGAAAGCUACAGUCAGAGUAGAGCUGUAAACAGCUCGGGAGGAUUUACUGAGUCGGCAAUCCCGCAGCACACAGCUCAGCUCAGCCCCGAUGCUGCGCUCGCUGCCUGAGAGCUUGGGAAGCUCACAGGGCUGCGGGGACGGCUCUGCUCGGAGGGCUGCAGCCCUGCACGCAGGCUGGGGGCUCUGCUGGGUGAUGCACUGCCCCUGAGCCCUCCCCCCUCCCCGGGCAGUCCCUGAGUACACCCUGGGCUGACUCCUGCCAUGGCAUCGCAGUGGGGAUGCAGCCGGGCAGCCCACGCCGAGUAGCCCUGGGGGAUCCGAAUCUGCUGGAGAUGGAGCUGGAUAAGGGGGACGUGGCCACGCUUGGGCUGCCCUCCACCACCGGCCACGGUGACACCGACGGCCCCAUCUGCCUGGACGUCCCCGAUGGCACUCCUGACCCCCACAGGACCAAGGCAGCCAUCGAGCACCUGCACCAAAAGAUCCUCAAGAUCACCGAGCAGAUCAAGAUCGAGCAGGAAGCUCGUGACGACAACGUGGCCGAGUACCUAAAGCUGGCCAACAACGCGGACAAGCAGCAGGCAUCGCGCAUCAAGCAGGUCUUUGAGAAGAAGAACCAGAAAUCGGCGCAGACCAUCGCGCAGCUGCACAAGAAGCUCGAGCACUACCACAAAAAGCUGAAGGAGAUCGAGCAGAACGGCCCGUCUCGACAACCCAAAGAUGUCUUCCGGGACAUGCACCAAGGUCUCAAGGACGUCGGGGCAAACGUCCGUUCCAGCAUCAGUGGAUUUGGUGGUGGUGUGGUGGAGGGUGUCAAAGGAGGGCUCUCGGGGUUGUCCCAAGCCACCCACACCGCCGUGGUGUCCAAGCCUCGGGAAUUUGCCAGCUUAAUCCGAAAUAAAUUCGGCAGCGCAGACAACAUUGCCCACCUGAAGGACACGUUGGAUGAUGGACACCCUGAGGAAGCCUCACGGGCGCUCAGCGGCAGUGCCACGUUGGUUUCCAGCCCCAAAUAUGGCAGUGAUGAUGAGUGCUCCAGUGCCACCUCGGGGUCAGCUGGUGGCAGCAAUUCUGGGGCUGGCCCCGGUGGGUUGGGGAGCCCCAAAUCCAACACGCUGGAAGGCCAUCACAGCAACUUUGACACCAUCCUGGAGGAGCUGCGGGAGAUCAAGGACAGCCAGUCACACCUGGAGGACUCCAUGGAGGACCUCAAGGCACAGCUGCAGCGGGAUUACACCUACAUGACGCAGUGUUUGCAAGAGGAACGCUACAGGUAUGAGCGCCUGGAGGAGCAGCUGAACGACCUCACCGAGCUGCACCAGAAUGAAAUGACCAACCUGAAGCAGGAGCUGGCAAGCAUGGAGGAAAAGGUGGCCUACCAGUCCUAUGAGAGGGCACGGGACAUCCAGGAAGCAGUGGAAUCCUGCCUGACGCGGGUGACCAAGCUGGAGCUUCAGCAGCAGCAACAACAAGUGGUGCAGCUGGAAGGAGUGGAAAACGCCAACGCCCGGGCAUUGCUGGGCAAAUUCAUCAAUGUCAUCCUGGCUCUGAUGGCAGUGCUGCUCGUCUUCGUCUCCACCAUCGCCAACUUCAUCACACCGCUUAUGAAGACCCGCAUGCGCAUCCUCAGCACCGCCCUGCUCGUCCUCUUCCUCUUCUUCCUCUGGAAACACUGGGACUCCAUCACCUACUUUCUGGAGCACGUCCUGCUCCCCAGCUGAUCCGCAGCACCGGGGUUUUUUUCCAUUUCACAAUGGAGAGGGUGGGAGGGGAUGGCGCUCCGGAGCCUUUGGUCAUUUCUUUGUGCACUCUUUGGUUGCUUUCCUGGCCCUCAGUCAGCUGCAGUCGCUCAGAGCACGGUGAAAUCGGUCCUCUGGGAUGCUCAGGGUGGGGGAGUUUUGGAUGAAAUUGGUAAUGUAAGCGGUGGUGGGUUUUUCAAGGGGGGAGUUUGGCUGUUUCUUUUUAUGUUAUUUGUUUUUUUUAACGUUGCUCUGUUCUGAAAGUCAGUAGGAAGGUCUUCUGCAGAGCCCACCUCGGGGCUGUUGGUAGAAAGGAUUGAGCUGGAGCAAACUCAGCUCUGGGAGAACUUUCUGUACAGAGAGGAAUUACCGGGGCUGGCUUUUCCAUUUCAAUCUGAAAGACAGCGAAAAGAUGGAGCUGAAGCAAAGCACGUGGCAAAGGAGGAAGCAGGUCCAAGGCAAGCAUCACUGCUCCCAGCGAGCUCACAGCAGGACACACAUCUCACCAGCUUCUCCAACCCCAUCACCUGGACCAAGGGCAGAGCAGGGCUGCGGUGCCAUCCCCACGCAGACCCAAUGCCAGAAACAGCAUCAGCACCGGCACAAGCGAGACCCACCUCUAUCGGUUUCCCCUCAUUUAUUUAUUUCCCCUUCCUUUGGCUUCAGUUGAUCUGAUCUCUUCAGGGACACCCAGAUUUUCCAGCAUCACGCCACUGAGUUUUUCAGCCUCUGCAAUGUGUUGUGUGCGUGUGUGUGUGUGUGGUUUUUAAGUUAAUUCAAGACUCUGUUUCCAUUUGUGAAUCAAAGCUGGUAGCGCCGGGGGAGGUGGGCAGCUGCCUCCCCAGCCCUACACAAGAGCACAGCAUGCAGUCUUGGAUGUUUCUUAAAUUAUUUCAUACCUAUAUAUUUAUGUAAUAUAUCUACACAC
Phasianus colchicus (ring-necked pheasant) is the source of this 8277-nucleotide messenger RNA. RefSeq names its product transmembrane and coiled-coil domain family 2 (gene TMCC2). Gene Ontology annotation, biological process: amyloid precursor protein metabolic process. The record is from RefSeq and is a predicted model, not a curated record. Gene Ontology annotation, cellular component: endomembrane system. Lineage: Eukaryota; Metazoa; Chordata; Aves; Galliformes; Phasianidae.